Messenger RNA from Lactuca virosa, 1182 nucleotides. Lineage: Eukaryota; Viridiplantae; Streptophyta; Magnoliopsida; Asterales; Asteraceae. The record is from the annotation of a GenBank genome assembly.
AUGAUUAAGAGAAGAAUUGAGCUUAAUUUAUCUACAUUUAACAUGGUAAUCAAUGGGUUAUGCAAAGUUGGGAGGCUUCACAAGGCAGGAGAUGUUCUUGAGGAUAUGCAAAGUAGAGGGAUUUUGCCUUCAGUAGUGACCUACAACACACUCAUUGAUGGCUACUGUAAAAAAGGUGGAUCUGGUAAAAUGUAUAAAGCUGAAGCCUUAAUGAAAGAAAUGAUCAAAAAGAAAAUCUCCCCCAAUGAAAUUACAUACAAUGCCCUCAUUGAUGGUUUUUGUAAAGAUGAAAAUCUCUCUACUGCAAUGAACUUUUUCAAGAAAAUGGAAGUCAGUGGAUUAAAACCCGAUGUGGCUACUUAUAAUUCUUUAAUCAAUGGGCUAUGUGGUUUGGGGAAGCUUGAUGAAGCUAUUGUUUUACAUGACAAAAUGGUGGAAUCAAAUGUGAAGCCAAGUAUUAUCACCUAUAAUUCUUUAAUGAAUGGGUUUUCGAAAAAGAAACUGGUAAACAAAUGUAAAGAGUUAUUCAAUGAUAUUCAUAAUCAAGGUUUGAUUCCCAAUGUAUAUACUUAUAAUACUUUAAUCAAUGCUUAUUUCCGAAGUGGGAAUUUUGAAGAAGCAGUUAAAGUAUACAAAUCAAUGGUAGAAGGCAGUGUUACUCCCAAUGUUUCAACAUAUAAUUCUUUAAUAACUGGAUACUGUAAAGAAGGAAACAUGAAGGAAGCUAAUAAGGUUUUAGAUAACAUGAAGGAAAAAGAUUUGAAAGCUGAUAUUGUAACAUAUAAUAUAAGAAUUGGUGCACUUUGUAAGCAGGGGAACACAGGGGAGGCAAUUAAGCUACUUAAUGAGAUGUCUGUAGUGGGUUUGAUUCCUAUUCAGCUGACUUAUAAUAUCUUGAUUGCUGGAUAUUGUGGGGAGGGUAAUCUUAAGGGUGCUUUGAAUGUAAUGACAAGAAUGGAAAAAGAAGGGAGGCGUUCUAAUGUUGUUACAUAUAAUGUGUUGAUUAAGGCUUUUUGUGAAAAGGGUAAAUUGGAAGAAGCUAAUGUGUUUCUUAACAAGAUGCUUGAGAAAGGUUUGGUACCUAAUCAGAGAACUUAUGAUAUUGUUAAAGAGGAAAUGAUGGAGAGAGGAUUUGUGCCUGAUAUUGAUGGACAUCUUUAUAACAAUCUUGUUACUUCUUGA